AAGCACCCAAUAUACAUGUCAGCAAGGCCACACGCCUUUAGUUAGGUGGGACCAUUUGGAUGAUCCCGUCUUUCUAAUGAUAGCUCGGUCAUGUCGGCACCUGCCAUGGGGACCAGCAAAACAACGCACGGUGAUUCGAGUAACAAGAAGAAAAAGGGACCAGGAACGCUGGCCAUCGCAUAUUUGGUCAUCUACAACGUGGUUAUGACAGCAGGAUGGCUGGUCAUUGCUGUUGGUCUCGUUCGAGCAUACCUUGCCAGAGGUAGUUACCAUGGUCUUUAUUACUCGAUAGAGAAGCCCCUGAAAUUCUUUCAGACUGGUGCACUCCUGGAGAUAUUGCAUUGUGCUGUGGGAAUUGUUCCCUCCUCGGUGGUCCUAACUGGGUUCCAAGUGAUGUCACGGGUGUUCCUUACCUGGGCAAUCACACACAGCGUUAGAGAAGUCCAAAGUGAAGACAGUGUCCUGCUCUUCGUGGUGGCCUGGACCAUCACAGAGAUCAUCCGUUACUCUUUUUACACCUUCAGCCUGCUCAACCAUCUGCCUUACCUCAUCAAAUGGGCAAGGUACACAUUUUUUAUUGUGCUGUACCCCAUGGGCGUGGCGGGAGAACUUCUGACGAUCUAUGCUGCACUACCAUACGUGCAGAAAACAGGGCUCUACUCCAUCACCUUGCCUAACAAGUACAACUUCUCCUUUGACUACUACACCUUCCUCAUCCUCAUCAUGAUCUCCUACAUCCCCUUAUUCCCUCAGCUUUACUUCCACAUGAUGCGCCAGAGGAAGAAAGUUCUGGGUCACAUGGAAGAGUACAGCAAAGUGGAAUAACUCGCCCUGCAAAGCUCCACACACAGCAGACUGAUCGCACCGGGAAGGGAAACACGUGGAUAACCUUUAAAAGCCACACUUCACAGAUUUUAUAAACAGAAGAAAAAGCUUUCUUGUUGAUAAACAGGGCAGACAUGAAGAUGAUUGCUAAUGAUACUACUUUGUUGAAGAACUGCUGCAGUUGGUGAUUUUAGGGAUCCUGUAACCACCCCAAUGGCUUUUCCUCAGUUUAGAGGGGAAUGUCAUCACCAUACUACAAUAAUACAUCAGCUACUGUGUGAAGAUUUUGUUCUUUUUCAAUUGUAAUAGAGAAUUACUGACCAAACAUUGUAGCAGAUAGCAUUGACGUAGACAUCCAGAGAAAAUCGCAAGAAAUUCACAUAACUACAACUGGUGUCUUCAACCAGAAGGGAAAUAUCCCAUACUUUUCCUGUGUACUGUGCUUUGUACACUAAAGUCUUAAUAUACUGAUUUAAAUAUCUUUGUCUCACACAGUUAAUUCCUUUCCUUUAUAUUUUAGUAUGUAAAUUUGUUUUGCCUAGAGCACUUUUGGUAAUUCAUAACUCAAACUAUAUAGCAUUUUUCCCACCACUGAUUUCCAGAACACUGCGUACACGUCUAUUGAUAAUGAUUACCGUUAGUAUUUUCUUUAAUUUUUGUUUUGAGCUGUGUUUCUUAAAUGGUCGAUAAAAAUCGAUGCUAAUUCUUUGAACCAUUGUUUGUUGGUUGUUUUGUUCAGUAUUGGAUAUGUAUUGCUGGUUUGUUGCUGUUUGUUCAGAAAAGAGGUGUAUUACCCAAAGUGAAUGGCUGAGUUGCAGGGUCAGACCCAACAGUCACUGCUACCAAUGUACUGGAUGUGCAUUUUUGUCAUAGAAGGAGAUUACAGCCGACACAACUGGAGCUUUAAUGCUGUUGAUGUGGAAGUGUUUGGCUACAGCAGCACACGCCGAGCGGAAGUGAGCACAGGCCUCAACUCCAGGGCCAAUUGGAUUUGAGUGCCUCCAGUCAUGCUUUUCCAAUGAGUCAAAUCUAAUAAUGUGCAGAGGACACUCGAAGUCAAGACAGACUUAACGCUUCAUUGCCCGUCUGCCUAAUUGCCAACAGCAUCAAAACAAGCCAACUCCAGCCUCCCAUUGAAAAGCUUGCAAAUGAACUUCUCUCCCUAAGUGCGAGCCACGUUAUUGCGAAGUUAGAGCGUCUUUGCAAACAAAGUGGUAAGCCUAUUCUCCUUAUCAAGCCUAUUUAAGAAAAGCAUGGGAUGCUUGUGAAAGGCUGAAGUAUACUUUGUAUAACACUGACCGCAUGUAAAAGUGGUAUGGCAAUACCUCUGAUAUUAGUAGCAUGACCCAUAAUUAAAAUGCCUUCAAAAAAUUGAGCUUUUGAUAUAUUGACAUUUUGCAUGGGACCAGCAAAUUUGUAUGAAUAGUAAUACAACGAUAUAUAUUUACAAUAAACCAUAACAUGGGAAGCAAAA
Myxocyprinus asiaticus (Chinese sucker) is the source of this 2299-nucleotide messenger RNA. RefSeq names its product very-long-chain (3R)-3-hydroxyacyl-CoA dehydratase 2-like. Gene Ontology annotation, cellular component: endoplasmic reticulum membrane. The record is from RefSeq and is a predicted model, not a curated record. Gene Ontology annotation, biological process: sphingolipid biosynthetic process; very long-chain fatty acid biosynthetic process; fatty acid elongation. NCBI's taxonomy places the organism in Eukaryota, Metazoa, Chordata, Actinopteri, Cypriniformes, Catostomidae. The transcript has 7 exons. Gene Ontology annotation, molecular function: 3-hydroxyacyl-CoA dehydratase activity. The coding region runs from base 91 to 825 and encodes 244 amino acids.